This is a messenger RNA of Verticillium nonalfalfae, 1158 nucleotides long. It is a transcript of the gene HEM2, whose product is annotated as Aminolevulinate dehydratase. The coding region runs from base 1 to 1158 and encodes 385 amino acids. Gene Ontology annotation, cellular component: cytosol. Gene Ontology annotation, molecular function: porphobilinogen synthase activity; zinc ion binding. The record is from RefSeq and is a predicted model, not a curated record. Gene Ontology annotation, biological process: heme biosynthetic process. NCBI's taxonomy places the organism in Eukaryota, Fungi, Ascomycota, Sordariomycetes, Glomerellales, Plectosphaerellaceae. The transcript is spliced from 2 exons.
AUGUCGUUCUCUAGCCUCGUUCAGGACCUCAGCCUCCGCGACUCGGGCAUGCCCCGCCGUCCUGGGCCUCGCGGCACCGCUUCGGCUUCUACCAUCGAUGAUGGCCGGUCGCAGGUCUCGCGUGCCAUGUCGUACGCCAGCACUGCGGCCACCAGUGUCAGCAUCUCUGGCGACAUCUCUAGCCAGCUCCACGGAGGCUACCACCACCCGCUCGCCAGGUCGUGGCAAGCAGAGAGGCAGUUGACCAAGUCUAUGCUCAUCUACCCCAUUUUCAUUUCCGACAACGAUGACGACGAAACUCUAAUCCCCUCUCUGCCAGGCCAGAGUCGCCGUGGCCUCAACAAGCUUGUGCCGUUCCUCGAGACAUUAGUGCACAAGGGCUUGCGAUCUGUCAUGCUCUUUGGCGUCCCUCUGCGUCCGGGUACUAAGGACGCUCUUGGUACCGCCGCCGAUGACCCAUCCGGACCCGUCAUCCGGACCAUUCGUCUUAUUCGCCAACGAUUCCCCCAGCUCUUCAUCUGCACCGACGUCUGUCUUUGCGAAUACACCUCACACGGCCACUGCGGCAUUCUCCGCGAUGAUGGUACCCUGAACAACGCCCUGUCUGUUGACCGCAUUUCCGAUGUGGCUGUUGCCUACGCACGGGCUGGAGCGCACUGUGUUGCGCCCUCGGACAUGAACGACGGGCGCAUUCGCGCCAUCAAGCUCAAGCUGAUUGAAGAGGGAAUCUCACACAACACGGUCCUCAUGUCGUAUGCGGCCAAGUUCUCCGGCUGCUUGUACGGACCUUUCCGCGACGCCGCUGGCUCGGUGCCGUCGUUCGGCGACCGCAAGUGCUACCAGCUUCCUCCCGGCGGUCGCGGCCUUGCCCGUCGCGCCAUCACGCGCGACAUCAACGAGGGCGCCGACAUAAUCAUGGUCAAGCCGGCCAGCCAGUACCUUGACAUCAUCAGUGACGCAAAGGAUCUGGGCCGGGACCUCCCAGUGGCGGCGUACCAAGUCAGCGGCGAGUUUGCCAUGAUUCACGCGGGAGCCAAGGCCGGGGUCUUUGACCUUAAGACGAUGGCCUUCGAGUCAACUGAGGGCAUUCUUCGGGCGGGCGCGACCAUCAUCGUCAGCUACUUCACGCCCGACUUCCUUGACUGGCUCUCCAACUGA